Micromonas commoda is the source of this 393-nucleotide messenger RNA. RefSeq lists its product with no specific name. The record is from RefSeq and is a predicted model, not a curated record. The transcript has a single exon. Gene Ontology annotation, biological process: regulation of gene expression. The annotation marks the transcript as partial. Gene Ontology annotation, cellular component: nucleoplasm. Lineage: Eukaryota; Viridiplantae; Chlorophyta; Mamiellophyceae; Mamiellales; Mamiellaceae. Gene Ontology annotation, molecular function: RNA binding.
AUGUGCGUCAGGAGCCUCGCGUGGGAGACCACCGACCAGGCUCUGCGGGAGUACUUCGAGCGCUUCGGCGAGGUGACGACGUGCACCGUCAAGACCGGCCCAGACGGCAGGUCACGCGGCUUCGGCUUCGUCAACUUCGCCGACAAGAGCGCCAUCGCCGCGGUGCUCGAGGAGGAGCACGUGGUGGACGGUCGCAGGCUGGAGAUCCUCCCACCGCGGCUCACCGACCUGGCGCACACCACCAAGGUGUUCGUCGGCAGGCUCGAGCCGUCGGUGCCCGUGGAGACGAUCCGGGAGCACUUUGCCCAGUUUGGGGAGGUGCUGGACGUGUACAUGCCCCACCCGCACAAGGGUUUCUGCUUUGUCACCUACGCGGAUAACGCUUCGGCUCUC